AUUUCUAUCUACUUGUACUGUACCUGGGCAUGCUUACGUCACGGCAAGACAUCGCAUGUUUUCGCUUCAAGGUGGAACAUCCAAAUUGCACUACAUCUUUUCUAUGUUGUAUGUGUUGUGGAUCUGCUACGCUGUGCGAACCAUCGACACUUACAUUAGCAUGGCUCUCCUUGUCCCUCACCUGUCAGGUACUUAAACAUGGGUCAAAAUCCGUCACACGAGGCCGUACAUGCCUCCAAGGCCGAGCUUACAGCGCAUCUCGCCGACAAGUUCGCCCGUAGAUGCUACGAGCCUCUGGAGCUCUACUCCUUCAAGGACAACUUCAAGUCUCUCGCUGAUCGCGAGGGCGAUGUGCGCUACCUCAGGGAAGAUACAAUUGCACGCUUCCUCGAGGUGCCUGACAUACUCGCUGUCUCGCCUGUCAUAUUUCACAUGAUCUCCUUUAUUGGUGCUUUUCCUUUUCUCAACGAUGCCCCCGUUAUUCUGGGCUUUGACCAGAUGAUUAUGGUUGUCGCUAUCAUGACUGAGCGCUACGCCAAGGUCCUUGCCAAGGGUGCUACGAACCGGAGAAAGCUGUUGUUCAAAAGUCUGGCCGUGUACGAUCGUAAACUGUCCGAGAUACAGAAGCAGGAGCCCGCUCCGGAGAUAGAUCCCAGUCAAAGAGGCACUGCAAGCCACGCACCUGGAUUUGCGGUGGAUCAAGCUGUCGACGGUGAUGAUGAUAAUGAUGACUAUGAUGAUGAUGACUUGGUCAUGUCCGCCUUUGAUUCCCUUGAUAUUAAUGAUGCUUUCAGAACAGGAGAUGUUCACGCUGCCACCACACAUGGCGCCAUGAUCCCAGCCGAUAACUUUCGAAGACUGAUCAUGUUGCUUCUAAUAGCAGCGCCGCUCGGUCCACAGGAGAGUCUAUCAGCCUAUACAGACCGCAUCAGCGGUCCUGCUCUCGAUAGCCUUCGUGCUACCGCCGAGAACGUGUUGUCUGCUUUCAUCGAUGUAGAGAAGUCGCCCGGCAUUACCUUCGCCCAGUUUUCUGAAGUUCUGCCUACUAAUUUCCCGCAUCUCUUCAAUGGACUUAACCCGCUAUUUGAACAUUUCCUCUUCUCUAAAAACCUGGAUCUCUCCAAGCGUAAGGACAGCACAGCUACGCCCAUACCCCGAAGUCUUGCUCCACCACCCCUUCUCCAAGAUAAAGGAAAUAUCUUGAACCUAGACAUUCUUUCACAGCUAUCGUUCUUCAUAAAAGGCGACGACCUUUUCCGACGGUUACGGCUUCUUUACUCUGGCGCAGAUUCGGGUUAUUCGAUGGGCAGUUUCGAGACCAAAGUGUUCAACUGGCGCGCCCCUACUAUCCUUCUGGUAUCAGGAACUCGCCUCGAAAAAGACGGGCCAAAACGCGGAUCUGAGGGCGUGUUCAACGAAUCUUUACCCCCGCAACGAUUUCCUAACGGUAGCAGCCCCGAUCGCAACACCGUGGUCUUCGGUGCCUUACUAAGACAGCCAUGGCGAGUGACAAACAAAGAAUGUUUCGGAGCAGAUGAUAUGGUUCUAUUUCAGCUAGCUCCGACACACGAUGUUUUCUCGGCAUCCUCGAUGAACAAGAAUUAUGCAGCGUUCACUAAGGCGCCCUCAACUCAUCCUGGAAUCAGCUUUGGCUCGCCACCCCCUGCCUCAAGCUCAUCCUCGCGCCAUGCUCCACUGAGGAACUUAGGACCGGUAUCCCUUGCGCUCGACUCAAGUUUCGAGUUUGGCGUCUUCAAUCAUGAUUUUACGUCACGCGGCGGCGCCUUUUCGACCAGUGUCUCGCGCAAGUUCGACUUCCAAGAGCGCUUCUCCAUCGAUGACAUCGAGAUUUGGGGCUGUGGAGGUGAUGAGGAGGCAAGGAUUCAGAAGGAGCGUUGGGAGUGGGAAGCGAGGGAGGCUGAAGCUAGAAGGCGUGUUAAUCUGGGCACCGGUGACAUUGAAGCCGAUAGAGCCCUUCUUGAAAUGGCCGGUCUGAUUGGAUCGAACCGGAGCGGGGGCUCAAUGGCUUAAUUAUUUAUCUUUUGUCCUUCCAAAAUUGCUCUGAUGUAAGGCGUUUUGAAAUUCUAGAUUUGGCGGUAGGGGUUUGGGUUUGGGGUUUGUUCAGUAUGCUGGCGUGUAUGAUAGAGUAAAGAUGAGAAACUCCGUGUGAUAUCCAUGGGAUGGUAGGCAAUGUAGAUUAUCUCAUAUGGGGC
Xylaria bambusicola is the source of this 2213-nucleotide messenger RNA. RefSeq names its product restriction of telomere capping protein 5. The transcript has 2 exons. The coding region runs from base 199 to 2031 and encodes 610 amino acids. Lineage: Eukaryota; Fungi; Ascomycota; Sordariomycetes; Xylariales; Xylariaceae. The record is from RefSeq and is a predicted model, not a curated record.